UCCUGGACAGGACAGCGAGAAGUCGGGACGACUUUCUGCAGCCGCCUGGGGCUGAAGGUGGACGACCUGGGCCCCGGGGAGCAGGAAGCGCCUCCUACGUUUCCAGCAAGAAGAGCAUCCCGCGGCAAGGCGGGACGGGCGGAACCCUUUAGGAGAAAGUUUGCGGCAGAAGUCCACCUCGUCGAGUUGUCCAGCACCGCCGCGCAGGUGCAUUUCUCUCCAUCCCCCCAUUUCCCUGGGAAAGCAAAGCAGGUGCGGCUUCCGCGUUGUCUGCGGGACUCUCUCUACUAGACCCGGGACGGGCUGAUUUGGGGAGCCAACCCCGGCAUGGAGCGGCGCUGGCGAGCCAAGCGCGCUUGAAGCCCUUGGGAUCCAGCAACUUUCUUCCACGUGAAACGCGAUCCAAGUGGAGGCUGCCCGCCUGCCCGCCCAGCCGGAGCACCUCUCCCCUCCUCUUCUCCCCCUCACCAGGGAGUAAGCAACCCCCCCCCACACCCCGUUGGUUCCGAGGAUGUGACGGACCGAAGGGUUUCGAUGUUCAGGGGGCAGAGGCUGCGCCGCGCCCGUCCCGUCCCGCUUUAGGUCUAGGCAGGUGUGCGCGCGAUCCGCCGCCUUUCGCGAAACUUUCCGGGAAGAUGAAAGCCAAGGGAGUGAGCAGGGAACCCUCGGCCGCCUCCACCUCUUCCACCCAGGAUGGGUCAGUCCUGCUGGUCCCUCCUCACCCGUCGGAUCGGGAUCCUUUUGCUGGGAGGGAUAGGGUCGAGGCCAUCGAUCUGACCCUGGACGGGCUCCUGUACGCCAGAAGCAGCGAAGACGAGGAGGACGAGGAAGACGAGGAGGAGGAGGAGGAAGAAGACCAGGAAGAGGAAGGCAACCCCCGUCUCAAGGAGCGAGAGGGUCUCUCGGGCUCCUCCUUGGUCCAGGAAAGUUCCGGCUUGCCGUUGGGCAAAGAUGCCCUGGAUCGGGUCCUAGAUACUUUUCUGACUUCGGCUGCCAGCCACUCGGAGAGCCCUUCGGCGGCGUGGUCGUCUUUCUUCGGCUCGGAGAUCCCCGACUUGGCCGCUGGGCUCCCCACCCGCCGGUCCCUCGACGGCAAAGAAGAGGGCGCGCCCGCCGCCGCUGCUUCCCUGCCGCCUCCGCCUCUUUCUCCCGCGGCCACCGCCUCUCCUUCCCUUUGGAAGGCGGCUAAAGAUGCGGAGGGAGCUCCUUUGAGGAGCCCGAGGGGCAGGGCCGCAGCCUCGACGUUGCCUAAAGGAGCGCAGCAGCCCUGCUCGGCGGAGGAGGAAGGAGACCUGGUCCCCGGGGCUGGCCACGCGGUAGAGCCUUCCUCCUCCUCCUUCUCCUCUUGCAAGCUCCUGGUGGCUUCGGCCUCGGGGCGCUCCCCUUUGACCGCCCCCUCGGGCUGCCCCGAGUUCCUCAACGUGCCCAUCCUGCCUCUCAACCCGGCUUACUUAGCCGCCCGGACGCGGCAGCUGCUGGACGUGGAAGAGUGCCAGCAGGACUGGAGCUCCUUCUGCGGGCACGCCGCUUCCUCGCCCGCCUCCUGCAGCCUCCAGGACUUCUCCAGCUUCGUCUACCCGCCCAAAGAGGGACAGCCGCCGCCGCUUCCACCCCCGCCGCCGCCGCCGCUUUACCUCUUGGGCUCCGGCGGGGACUUUCAGCCCAGCUUCAAGAUCAAAGAAGAGAGCCUCGCGGCGGCCGUGGCCAAAACCAGCAGCGACGGCGGAGCGCACUUGGGCCCCGGGACUCUGCCGGCCGCCGCGGGGCCCUGCCCGGACUACGCUCCGCCGAUCGCCGCCUCUUCGCUGCCGAAGAAUAGCAUGAGCAGCCUGGAAGCCGUCGCCGCCCCGUCGUCCACCCUGGAGUGCGUCCUCUACAAGGCGGAGGUGGCUGCGGCCACGGCCGGCGCCCUGCCGGGCACUUACGCACCGGCGCCUUACAAAGCCUCCGCCGGCUCCAUAGCGCAGAGGGAAGCUCUCUCUUUGCCCUCUACCUCGGCCGCCCCGCCUCAAGCCCUCUACCAGCCGCUCGGCUUCCACGGCCAGCAGCCCUUUUAUUCGCCUUACCUGGCCUAUAUACGGUCUGAUGCCGAAGCUGGUCAGAGCCCUCAGUAUGGGUUUGAACCUUUGCCCCAGAAGAUCUGCCUUAUCUGUGGUGAUGAAGCUUCUGGGUGUCAUUACGGUGUCCUCACCUGUGGAAGCUGUAAAGUCUUCUUCAAAAGAGCAAUGGAAGGUCAACAUAAUUAUCUAUGUGCAGGGCGGAAUGACUGCAUAGUGGAUAAGAUUCGUCGGAAAAACUGCCCUGCGUGUCGCUUGAGGAAGUGUUGUCAAGCUGGCAUGGUACUUGGAGGUCGAAAGUUUAAGAAGUUUAAUAAGGUCAAGAUGCUAAGAGCCUUAGAUGUUGUCGCACUCCAACAGCCAGCAGCCCUUCCAAAUGAAAGCCAAACAUUGGUGCAGAGGCUUUCUUUUUCACCAAGCCAAGACAUCCAAUUUAUCCCUCCACUGAUCACUGUCUUACAAAGCAUUGAGCCAGAAGUUGUCUACGCAGGUUAUGAUAACACAAAACCAGAAACUCCAAGUGCUUUGUUGACCAGCCUCAAUCACCUGUGUGAGAGGCAGCUCCUCUGUGUAGUCAAGUGGUCCAAGUCAUUACCAGGAUUCCGGAACUUACAUAUUGAUGACCAGAUAACUCUUAUCCAGUAUUCAUGGAUGAGUCUAAUGGUCUUUGCGAUGGGAUGGAGAUCAUAUAAGCAUGUCAGUGGUCAAAUGUUGUACUUUGCUCCUGAUCUAAUAUUAAAUGAACAGAGGAUGAAAGAAUCAUCAUUCUAUUCCCUGUGCCUGUCCAUGUGGCAAAUUCCGCAAGAGUUUGUCAAGCUACAAGUAAGCUGUGAAGAGUUCCUUUGCAUGAAAGCCCUACUCCUCUUGAAUACAAUUCCUUUGGAAGGACUCAGAAGUCAAAAUCAGUUUGAUGAUAUGAGAUCCAGUUAUAUCAGAGAGCUGGUCAAAGCAAUUGGGCUGCGACAGAAAGGGGUUGUAGCCAGUUCUCAACGUUUCUACCAGCUCACAAAGCUUAUGGACUCUAUGCAUGAUCUUGUGAAGCAACUUCACUUAUACUGUCUCAACACAUUUCUUCAGUCCCGGACUCUGAGUGUUGAAUUCCCGGAGAUGAUGUCAGAAGUGAUAGCUGCCCAGCUUCCGAAGAUACUGGCCGGAAUGGUGAAACCGCUUCUUUUUCACAAAAAGUGACCUGCCUCUCCAUCUGUCUAUCCCAGGGGAUCUUCAAAUUUG
Molecule: messenger RNA, 3287 nt
Organism: Notechis scutatus (mainland tiger snake)
Lineage: Eukaryota; Metazoa; Chordata; Lepidosauria; Squamata; Elapidae
Gene: PGR
Product: progesterone receptor
Biological process (GO): steroid hormone receptor signaling pathway; regulation of DNA-templated transcription
Cellular component (GO): nucleus
Molecular function (GO): steroid binding; nuclear steroid receptor activity; sequence-specific DNA binding
Source: RefSeq, a predicted model, not a curated record